This is a messenger RNA of Nerophis ophidion (straightnose pipefish), 3352 nucleotides long. It is a transcript of the gene def8, whose product is annotated as differentially expressed in FDCP 8 homolog. The record is from RefSeq and is a predicted model, not a curated record. Lineage: Eukaryota; Metazoa; Chordata; Actinopteri; Syngnathiformes; Syngnathidae. The transcript is spliced from 13 exons. The coding region runs from base 178 to 1659 and encodes 493 amino acids.
CACCAUUUCCUUCGUAGUGCUGCUUGACACACACGGGGACAUAACUGCUAAAUAAAUUGAUCGCCACACGCCACGAAUGUUACAUUCGAUAACGAACCGCUGACUCGAUGACAAUGUAUCGAGCAGGAAAAAUGCUGGCUGGCCGGAGGAGUCCCCAUGGCAUAGUUGGUGCCCAACAUGUCGUCUUACACCAAGUUACAUGACACUGACACAUGUCAAAUGUUUUUUUUGUUAUUCGCAGAUGUGACCGAUGAAAUGGAGUACGGUGAGAAACUGGCAAACUUCCGCCAAACACGCCUCAAUCCUUUCGAUCGCGGUGAGGAAGAGGAUGGCGGUCUCCAAAAGAGCAGGACGCCCACACUGCAGGAAACGCGACAGGAGCUAUAUUCUGGGACCAGAAUCCAAAAUUCAGACGUAACCAUGGACCUUGGAUUAGCUGAGGACCACUUUUCAAGACCAGUGGGUUCUUUUGUGGCCUCUGACAUAGAGCAGCUGAAACAGGCCAUUGAGGAGUGCAAGAAACUGAUUUUGGAGCUGCCAGAACACUCGGAAAGACAAAAGGACGCGGUGGUGAAACUGAUCCAUCUUCGACUCAAACUGCAGGAGCUGAAUGACCCAGAUGAAGAUGAGCCAAACCUGAGAAUUGUUCUUGAGCACCGAUUCUCCAAGGAGAAGAGCAAGAGCGUAAAACAAACAUGUGAUAAAUGUAGCGCCAUCAUCUGGGGCCUCAUACAAACAUGGUACACCUGUACAGGUUGCUAUUAUCGCUGCCAUAGCAAAUGUAUGAACCUGAUCACUAAGCCUUGUGUGAGGUCAAAGGUCAGCCAUCAGUCUGAAUAUGAGUUAAGCAUCUGUCCUGAGGUCGGCCUUGAUCGGCAAGACUACCGUUGCGCAGAAUGUCGUGCACCCAUUUCACUGAGAGGUGUGCCGAGUGAGGCCAGACAGUGUGACUACACAGGCCAGUAUUAUUGCAGCACAUGUCACUGGAAUGACACAGCCAUCAUCCCAGCACGAGUCAUCCACAACUGGGAGUUUGAACCUCACAAGGUUUGUCGUUCCUCACUGCGCUAUCUGGCCCUGAUGAUGUCACGGCCUGUUCUGAAGCUGAAAGAAAUCAACCCACUUCUCUUUAACUUUGUAGAAGAACUGGUUGAGAUCAGAAAACUUCGCCAAGAUAUUUUACUGAUGAAACCUUACUUUAUUACCUGCAAGGAGGCUAUGGAAGCUCGGCUACUACUCCAGAAUGUGCUGUUUUGUGGGCGGUCUUAUUUAUGUGUCUCAAGGCCACGCCCCCUGCGUCAUCACCACGUGAGCCAUGUUCUUCAGGACCGCCAGCACUUUGUAGAGAAUGAUGACAUGUACUCACUACAGGAUUUGAUUGACAUCUCCAGCGGUAGACUCAGCUGUUCCCUCACAGAAGUUCACACCACAUUCGCAAAACACAUCAAGUUGGACUGUGAUCGCUGCCAAGCCAAAGGAUUUGUGUGUGAGUUGUGUAAGGAAGGUGAUAUCCUCUUCCCCUUUGACAGUCACACGUCAGUUUGCCAUGACUGCGCCGCCGUCUUUCACAGAGAUUGUUAUUAUGACAACUCAACAACGUGUCCACGAUGUGCCCGGAUGACGGAGCGCAGGCAAGAUGAAGACACUAAAGAUGCAUAAAGUGAAGGACCCUGUUAAGGAACUUCGUGUCUACAGUACAUGAUGAAAGAAAUACAAUCUGGUAUUACAAUGUAAAUAUGACAAUGUUACAUAUUAAAUGAUAUCCCGUCUACUUAACAGUAAACAAAAUGUAUGUAUUUUUGACAUUCAAAAUUUCAGAGUUGUUUGUCAUAUACCCAUCACUUGUCAGUCCAGAACUUAAAUAUUAUCCAUAUACAGUAUUACAGCAGGUGUAUUUAAAACAUAUCUAUACUUGUUCUUGUAAGGAUACAUAUGUGAACUGUUAUGUUUCAUUCAAAACAUUGAAUUCAUUCCAGAGUGUUAUCUAUCUGUGUGUACUAAGCCCAGUUGAUGUGAACACUCAUGCAGUGUGUGCCCAAGAUUGUCAGGUUACAUAAAGCUGUUAACCAAAUGUCGUAAUACACUGGGCAACAUGUUAAUGGUUUCUACCAUAAUUUACUGAAAGGCAGUGGUGUGCCGUGAGGGCCAGCAAGGCCUUCUCUGCUGGCAUAACAUAAAUCAUGAUCAGAAAUUAAUAAAGUUUAUUAAAAUUGUUAUUUAUUUUUCAUGAAUAUAUAAAAGUGUCAUAUUAAGAUCCAGUAUUACUUGUUUUUUUACUUUAGAGCGUUCAUCCAAUCAGAAUUCAGCUUGUUGCCAAGCACUGUAUGAAUUCUGCCACAGGGCUUUUUAAUCUAUAUUAGCGGCGGCUGUGCAGCGUAAACAAACGGAGGACAUUUCAGUUGAUAUAAAGGCUGCGGUAGCCAAUCAGAUCACGAGUUGUUUACAGUAGCCAAUCUAGGUAGCCUUAAGUUAAACGUGACUAUAAUUAGAUACUCACUUGUCACUUCCAAUUGAGUAUACCAUCACAAGUUGUUAUUUACGUAAACAGGAAGUGGUACCACAGCCUAGCAGAUAAAUCACCGGUACUCACUUUUUUAACCCACAAGAAAGCAGAGCAAAACGUUGAUUGAGCGGCAGAUAUAUAUUUGCAAGGCCAUUUUUCAACAAGGAUAUUUAAAGAGAAACUAGAUCUUGUGAGACGAUGUCGGCCAAUAACAGAAGCUUUCAGCGGUGAAAUUGUUUGCCCGCCACUUCCACUCGAAUCUACCAACUACGAGUGGUACUACUGGUUCAUAUGAUGUUGGAUGGGUGUUGAAAAAUGUUCACGUUUAAUGUUUUUUACAAUUAUUAGAAUUUUGACAGUACCACGUAAGAAUAUGUUUUAAUUACUGAUGCGAGUUUAUGGAUUUUUAAAUGCGCCUAAAAAUAUCCCAUUUUGUACAAUGGUGAGGUGAUUCAAUACGCAGUAGUGCACACGUGUGUUUCUGUAUAGUAUUUCUCCAGCCAUGUUCAUAUGGUGACAUAAAUUAUGAUAUUUUGAGAGCUAUUUAUUAAAGUCGGACUAAGCAGGACAUUUGUGAAGGCCUAGGUGGGAGUCGCACGGCCUGCCACUGCUGAAAGCACAUUUUAUCACAAAAUAUGUUAAAAUGCACUUUUGAAAAAGCGUAAAUAUUGACCUAAAAUAUUUGUUUUAAAAUAAAUACCCUUUAGCUGUGUUAUCUUUCAGCAUGGUGCAUUGUUGAUUUCAUCUCAGAGUAAUGUACAUAUUUGAUGUCAGUGAAUCUUAUUCUGCUGUAAAAAAAAAAGAAAGAAAAGAAGACUGAUGCAUGAAUAAAGUAUUGAUAAACUUGAA